AUGGCUACCGAAACAGAGAUUGUCACGAACCCGGUGGCCCCCGAGAGGCCGGAAACCGUCAGUGGAAUAAAUUCAUCUGAUGAGUUAACCUUAUCACUCGAGAAACUUCAGACUAAGCCCCUAUGGACGCAAAUGGCUAAACUGAACCCGCCUUUGCCAAAUCCUAGCUGUGUGCCACACAUCUGGCGUUAUAACCUGAUCCGACCCAGUCUGUUGAAAGCUGGUGAGCUGGUUGGUGAAAGCCAGGCCGAGCGGAGGGUGUUGAUGUUGGUGAAUCCUGCUCGAGAUGCCCCCUAUACCACCGAUACUCUCUAUGCAGGACUACAACUAGUGAUGCCUAAUGAGGUUGCAAGAGCGCAUCGACACACUGCAUUCGCCAUGAGGUUCAUCAUAGAAGGCCAUGGCGGUUUUACUGCGGUACAAGGGCAGCGCAUCACCAUGCAGCGUGGCGACGUAAUUUUAACACCACGCUGGAACUGGCACGACCACGGGAAAGAUGGGUCAGGGCCGAUGAUAUGGCUGGACGGACUCGAUCUACCCAAUUUCCGACAUUUUCCCGUCCACUUCGUUGAGCAUUAUCAGCAACUACGAUACCCGGCCGACGACGUGGAUUCCAACACCUCCCCCAUUGUGUUCCCUUGGGUGAAGAUGAAGCAGGCUCUUGACAAGAUUCCGGGAAAUUGGGCAUCCAAAGAUUACUUGAAGAGCGACGGGCGACAGGUCUCCAAAGUUUUAGGUGGAUCCGCCGAGAGACUCAACGCAGGAACAAGUUCACCGGGAAUCCGAGAAACAGCAUCAUCAGUCUACCAUGUUGUGUCAGGGCGGGGAUAUUCUAUCAUUGGAGAGAAUAACCGUAUUACCUGGGGACCCGGGGAUACUUUUUGCAUUCCAUCCUGGCAGCGAUAUCAGCAUUUUGCAGACUUGAAAGGAGAGCAGGUUUAUCUAUACCGCUUCCACGACAAACCGAUGCUGAAUGCACUCGGAUUCUACCGUGUGGACGGUGUCGAUGUUGAAACUUUGGUGUCUGAUUGA
Messenger RNA from Talaromyces rugulosus, 1032 nucleotides. RefSeq lists its product as uncharacterized. NCBI's taxonomy places the organism in Eukaryota, Fungi, Ascomycota, Eurotiomycetes, Eurotiales, Trichocomaceae. The transcript has 3 exons. Gene Ontology annotation, molecular function: dioxygenase activity. Bases 1 to 1032 code for a protein of 343 amino acids. The record is from RefSeq and is a predicted model, not a curated record.